AUGGCAAAUAGUAGUUGUUUAUCGCCAAAUGAAUUUUUAUUAAAAGUUCCAGAAUUUUUCAAGAUUGCAAAUGAAAAACAUAAAACGGUACGUCUAACAGCCAAAAGACUCAUAGAACACGAUCCUGUGGAAGGUAAUCUCGAAUUUGAUACUACCAAUUAUCCAGACUAUGAUGUGUCAAAAAAGGCUUCCAAUGUAGUGGUUAGCUCGAGUUCCGACAAAGAAUACUCGUUACUAAUUAGAAUGUCUUACGGUUCGCACGAUAAGAAGGCAAAAUGCUCAACAAUGGUAAAGGCGAAUGAGCUAGAUCAGUUCUGGCAAGAAUACUCAUCUGUAUUCAAGGGAGGUAUGCAAAAUCUGAUCAAGAAGAAGAAGAAAAAAAGUAAGAAUGGUGCUAGCAAGACAGUUAAGAAAAACAAAGUAGCAAAGAAAAAUUGA
Saccharomyces mikatae IFO 1815 is the source of this 438-nucleotide messenger RNA. RefSeq names its product RNA-binding signal recognition particle subunit SRP14 (gene SRP14). Gene Ontology annotation, molecular function: 7S RNA binding; endoplasmic reticulum signal sequence receptor activity. The record is from RefSeq and is a predicted model, not a curated record. The transcript has a single exon. NCBI's taxonomy places the organism in Eukaryota, Fungi, Ascomycota, Saccharomycetes, Saccharomycetales, Saccharomycetaceae. Gene Ontology annotation, biological process: SRP-dependent cotranslational protein targeting to membrane. Gene Ontology annotation, cellular component: signal recognition particle, endoplasmic reticulum targeting. The coding region runs from base 1 to 438 and encodes 145 amino acids.